This is a messenger RNA of Ophidiomyces ophidiicola, 1329 nucleotides long. It is a transcript of the gene OPY2, whose product is annotated as overproduction-induced pheromone-resistant. The record is from RefSeq and is a predicted model, not a curated record. NCBI's taxonomy places the organism in Eukaryota, Fungi, Ascomycota, Eurotiomycetes, Onygenales, Onygenaceae. The transcript is spliced from 2 exons. The coding region runs from base 1 to 1329 and encodes 442 amino acids.
AUGGACGCGCUGCCCAAAUUCUCGCGCGCUCCCUCCUGGCAACGCCUGUUCCGUCGCUGUGUUGUUGGCUGCCCCGAGCGGCCAGACCCCUGCCCCGUCUGCCCCAACGGCCAGGAAUGCAUCAGUCGCCCAGCUACCUGCGAAUCGUGCCAGAGAAAUAUCUGCGUACCCUCCACCGAAAUCUCCCCGCCUCCUGCUCCAUCGGGUCCAAACGCCGGUGCCAUUGCCGGCGGUGUCAUUGGUUCCAUCUCCAUUAUUAUCGUCCUGGUUGUGGUAGGGUGGUACUGCUUGAAGAAACGCAAAGCCGACAAGGAUGAGGACUGGAUUCCGGAAGUCACCAACAAGCAAGAGGAGGAAUUCAUUGCCCAGCGGAGGGGACGCAUGUCUGCUGUUGGCUCCAUUGCAUCCACAGUCCUGACUCGCGCGUCCAAUGUCAUUCAGAUCGCCUACAUUCCUGGCGUCACCAACCGCUCUCCUCCGGACUCUCCAUCAACUAUUCCCCCAGUGCCGCCCAUCCCUGCCGCCCAAAGACACUACGAUCAACACUAUUUCAUGCCUGGCGAUAUCCGAGACUCCGUUUGGUCCAGCACCUCGGAUGAUACUCGCAGGAGCAUUGCUCCUAGUUUGGCCCGCAGCAGCAUGGCGACUACCAUAUACCGAAACAAUGCAGUUGUCAGUCCCAUACCUGCCCAGCAAGCCUUGCGGGCGAAGGCAGCUAUGGUCAGCGUGAAAUCCGGUCUCAAUAGUCCUAUGUUAUCGCCAAAUGACUCUCCGACGAUGGCAACCCCUGCGGUACCUGCCAUCACGGUGUCACAAAUGAGCAAGGCAAAUGCUCUUGCUUCAAAAAUGGACAAAUCCGACAAAAUGCCCACAAGCUCAAUCGUUGCCCGUACUGCUGUAGCGCGCCCUAUCAACGUUAAGAAACCAAAGUCCAAAAAACCUACUUCAAACACCGCCGAUACUGGAGAUGAAUAUCCCGAUUCGUCGCAGUCGCAGGAUCUCACGACCAAAUUUCCAGCUGAUACAGCCAAGACUCGAGAAUCAAUAAUUUCAACGGCCAUCACCCUUAUUGAUGACGAGUCACCCACGGGGGACCAAAGCCCCUUUGCAGAUAGCAAGUCCUCCACAAAACCAUUGGGUGCCUCGUCAAAAAUCUCGGAAGAGAUUUCACAGCCCGCCGACCAGAGUAUAGAACCGCAAAAUAAAUCUACACGCCGGCACCAUAAUGGCCAACCCUCCAAUCAGAUUUUGGAAAGCACUCCUGAAACAGCCAGCAAGCCGGCCCCUAGAAAUACCGGCCCGUUCUCUGAUGACAAUGAGAUCAGAUAG